Molecule: messenger RNA, 1095 nt
Organism: Ogataea haglerorum
Lineage: Eukaryota; Fungi; Ascomycota; Pichiomycetes; Pichiales; Pichiaceae
Exons: 1
Coding region: 1-1095 (364 amino acids)
Source: RefSeq, a predicted model, not a curated record
AUGAACUUCCUGUCGCUCCUUUGCACCUGUUUGGCUCUCUCCGCUACCCAAGUCGAGGCCCUUCCCGUUGCCGGGUUCUUCAACCUCGGCAAGAGAUAUGACAACUCUUCCACCCCUCUGACCACCUACACCACUGUUACAGCUGGCUCGACAGUGACUAUCGUGGAACCUUGCACUCUGUGCUUGGCAGGCACGUCCAACAGCGCCUACUCGCCUGUGGCCACCGCCUCCUCCUCCCUCGCCGCUUUCUACAACGCUGUCAGCGUGGCCAGCAGCUCCGCUGCCCCAACUGACUACACCACUUACACCACCGUCAGCGAGGGUGUCACCAUCACCGUCACCGUCCCAUGCUCCAGCUCGAGCGCCGCAGCAGCCACGACCCCUGCUUCUGCACCGGUCAGCGUCUCGUCUGAGGCAAGAGAAGACGUUGUGGUCUCAACGUACCAGUCCAACGGCAAGGAAAUGACCACCACGUCGACCAAAACUUCCACGGUCUUCGUGACAGUCACGCAAGGCAGCUUGUCCACCUCCAGUCCCGAGGCCUCUCCUUCGUCGGUCGCCGCCCAGGCAACCACCGUGGCCGAGAGAGCCUCCAGCGGCCCCUCUGGCUCCACUCCAGAAACCUCUGCACCAGCUGCCUCUGCUACCCCUGCUACCGUGACGGUCACGGAGACGGUCACCGCCGGCUGCGGCGCCUCGUCAAGCGCUUCGCCAAACUCGGCUUUGGUCAGCACCCUGUACUUGACGUCCACUCUGACCCUUUCUGUCACUGCCACCAUCCCUAUCACCAACUCUGCCGGCUCCACCUUGACGGUGCUGACGACCGAGUCGUGCCUCGAGACCGCCGUCUCGACCUCCUACGUGACAACGUGGGUCACUGACCAGAUCGGCUCGAGCACGCCCGUGACUUCCUCGAGCUCGAGCUACUCUACUCCGGCCCUCUACUCCAACAGUACCACCUCGUCGGUGCGGGCUUCGUACGUCCCAUACUACCAGUUGAGCAGCAGCUCGUAUGCCAACGCCUCGGACUACGUCUCGACUGCCUCUGACGAGGUGGCUCUGGAGAAACGUGGAUUCUGGAACUUGUUUAUGUAG